This is a messenger RNA of Symbiodinium sp. CCMP2592, 996 nucleotides long. The record is from the annotation of a GenBank genome assembly. Lineage: Eukaryota; Dinophyceae; Suessiales; Symbiodiniaceae.
AUGCUGUCCGAGAGCGUUUCCACGACUCAUGUGGCGGCUGCACUCAUUCUCCUGAGCUUUCACUGGAGCAUGACUCAUGUGGACGUGCUGAAAUUUGUGGGAAAGCUGGGCCAGUACGCACGGCAAAACUCAGGUGGCUCAGCACACGCUGGUAAUGGUGAUGCAAGGCGAAUUAGUGCCGCCAUGGAACAGCUGCGAGAGAAUAGCUACGUCGAAACAAGCAAGCUGAUGGUGCACGUGAACGGUAUGUCGAUGGUCAUCAUUCCGUUCAUCUAUGAUCGCGGGAACGCGGUUUUUAUGGUUGGUAUCCUGCUAGCUGCCGCCGCUGCAUAUGCUACGCAUUUAGCAAUAGCAUGUGACAAAAUCCGCUUGCGGGCCCAACAAUUGAAAGUGUUUGUCGCCGCCUACUAUGCGAUUACGGUUGUGUGCAUAUUAUGUGGCUCUGGCUUUGAACAUAUGAGGCUGAUGGAAACUGGCCAGAUUACUUUGUUCGCUUGCUAUUGUGACUCGACUGUACACGUACCCGGCCAAGCUGCUCUUGCUCUGGCAGAGAUCGUUUGCAUUGCGGCCUCCAGCGGUUUGCAAAGUGUCUCAGUGGAAUUGGUGGCAGCUCCGCUGCUCAAAGCUCUCAUCCUGAUCUUCUCUUCGGUGGUCUUGGAAAGCACUAUGAAGGAAGGCGUGGCCGCUCAGUUCCGAGGAGCAGAUGCGGAGUCCAUGGUCACCUCCUUUCGGACCAUGCUGAAAGGCCUAAGCGAUGCAGAGCUGUUGCUGGAUGAGUCUUUGCAAAUCACGGACGAUGAUGAUCUGCUCCGUGGUGCCUUGGUGAUGGAGAGCCUCAAGGGCCAGGUCUUUAGUAACCUUCUACUCCCGGACACAGAGGAGCAGGAUCGAUUUCAGAAGUUCAUCCACAGGCAAAAAGCCCACCCGUUGUCUCUCAGGGAAGAACGCCUGCAUGUUUGCGAAUUUCCCUACGGACAAGCCGUGCUCAGCGUGUGA